Messenger RNA from Pleurotus ostreatus (oyster mushroom), 903 nucleotides. RefSeq lists its product as uncharacterized. The transcript is spliced from 2 exons. The record is from RefSeq and is a predicted model, not a curated record. Lineage: Eukaryota; Fungi; Basidiomycota; Agaricomycetes; Agaricales; Pleurotaceae. The coding region runs from base 1 to 903 and encodes 300 amino acids.
AUGUCUCAGUCACAACGAACACAGCACUUGCGAAUUGCAGCAGAACCUCCGAGCAGGAACCAACAACAGGCAAAUGGAUGCGAUCUGUGGGAUCAGGUUCAAGCGCUCUUAGGCCUCCGGGUGACUCCCGGUUCUGCUGAGAUGUUUACCACGUAUUACAAACGAUAUGACCCCUACUGGAGCUCGAACCCGCGGUUUGCCCUAUUCUUUCUGGAUGACCUUCCCCCGCGGCCGUUGUGCAGUCUCCCAGGCUUUCACCCAAGUCAUGGACAGAAAAUGGCUCGUGCUGUCGCAACCAUACAACGGGUACGCCGUCCGAAUCCGAUGGCGCACCCGCGUCCCUCAACAAUACUUCCAAAUCCGGGACUUCUCGCUAUGUCUCUGGAGGAGGAGCUUGCUGGCGACCAUCUGUCCGCUUUCCAACGACAAAGAACGUACGCAGCGCCGACUCAUGGGGUCUCCAACACUAGUUCAAUGUCUCGAAUUGCGUCUGUCCAGCCAAGCCCCAAGCUAGAGUCUCCAACGACGCGAUUGUCGCCAGCUGGCUCUUCAAUUGCACGAAGUGGUGGUGUCAGAUCAGGAGCUGAAAUAGGGGUAGAUCAUCAGGCGCGUAGACCACGUCCAGACGUACCCCAACAUGGUCUCCAACGAAUAGCGCCGCAUGGCCCAAUUGCCAUUCCACAGAAUCAUUACGCCCGCCCCCAUUCUGCAAUUUCGCCAGUCGAUCCAUCGCCUCGUCAGGAAGCCAGUACAAUGGAAACUCAGCGUCGUUCAGCAGAUUCCCUCCCUUCCGCUGGUGGCAGUACUGCGGCGACCACAGAGACAGGGAAGAGAAAAAGAAUUGUUGAUUCGCAAACUCGAACGAGUAAGAAGCUUCGGUCGUCUGUUUCGCGGGCGUCAUGA